Acanthosepion pharaonis is the source of this 747-nucleotide messenger RNA. NCBI's taxonomy places the organism in Eukaryota, Metazoa, Mollusca, Cephalopoda, Sepiida, Sepiidae. The record is from the annotation of a GenBank genome assembly.
AUGCUUAGACUGAAAUUGUCAAGCAAUAACUAUAAUCGAGAAUCUAUUUUGGGAUUAACAUACCUGUUUCUUUCUCUUCUUCCCUUCCCUCUCGGCUUUCUCUUUCUCUUCUUCCCUUCCCUCUCGGCUUUCUCCUCUUCCCUUCCCUCUCGGCUUUCUCCUCUUCCCUUCCCUCUCGGCUUUCUCCUCUUCCCUUCCCUCUCGGCUUUCUCCUCUUCCCUUCCCUCUCGGCUUUCUCCUCUUCCCUUCCCUCUCGGCUUUCUCCUCUUCCCUUCCCUCUCGGCUUUCUCCUCUUCCCUUCCCUCUCGGCUUUCUCCUUUCCCCUUCCCUCUCCCUCCUCUUCCCUUCCCUCUCCUCUCUUCCCUUCCCUCUCCUUUCUCCUCUUCCCUUCCCUCUCGGCUUUCUCCUCUUCCCUUCCCCUCUCUCCUCUUCCCUUCCCUCUCGGCUUUCUCCUCUUCCCUUCCCUCUCGGCUUUCUCCUCUUCCCUUCCCUCUCUCCUUUCUCCUCUUCCCUUCCCCUCUCCUCUUCCCUUCCCUCUACGGCUUUCUCCUCUUCCCUUCCCUCUCUUUCUCCUCUUCCCUUCCCUCUCGGCUUCUCUCUCUCUCUCUCUCCUCCCUCUCUCCUCUUUCUUUCUUUUCUCCUCUUUCUUUCUUUUCUCCUCUUUCUUUCUUUUCUCCUCUUUCUUUCUUUUCUCCUCUUUCUUUCUUUUCUCCUCUUUCCUCUUUGUCUCUUGUAUAUCAAAAGUAA